Erinaceus europaeus (western European hedgehog) is the source of this 5728-nucleotide messenger RNA. RefSeq names its product family with sequence similarity 13 member A (gene FAM13A). Bases 108 to 3581 code for a protein of 1157 amino acids. The record is from RefSeq and is a predicted model, not a curated record. Gene Ontology annotation, biological process: signal transduction. NCBI's taxonomy places the organism in Eukaryota, Metazoa, Chordata, Mammalia, Eulipotyphla, Erinaceidae. The transcript has 23 exons.
GGGUGCCGUACCCCCAUCCCGCCCCGCGCUUCUGAGGGGCCUGUGCGGAGCCAAGCUGAGCUGUGGCCAUCGGGUGCGGCCAGGUCCGGCCCGGCGCAUCUGCGAGGAUGGGUGCGGGUGCGCUGGCCGUGUGCCAAAGUAAAGCUGCGGUCCGGCUGAAGGCCGACGUGAAGAGGGCGGCGGCGGUGCCCUGGGGCGAGCAGGAUGGUGCCUGCACCCGGCUGUUUGGGGUCAGCCUGCAGGAGCUGCAGCGGCGCGGCCUCGCGGAGGACGGUGUGCCCGCCGUGGUACGCAGGCUCGUGGAGUACUUAACACAGCACGGGCUGGGCCAGGAGGGCCUGUUCCGGGUGAGCGGCAGCAUGAAGGCGGUGCAGCGGCUGCGGUGGACACUGGAGCGUGGAGCGACCCUGGAGCCUGGUGGGGACGGUGAGGUGAGCGCAGCGGCCAGCCUGCUAAAGCUCUUCCUGCGGGAGCUGCCUGAGCGCCUGGUGCCCGCCACGCUGCAGCCGCGCCUCCUCCAGCUGCUGUGGGGCGACAGUAGUGGUGCUCAGGAAAGCAGUCUAAGGGACCUGCUCAGAGAGCUGCCAGAUGCCCACUACCAGCUCCUCAAAUACUUGUGCCAGUUCCUGACUCAGGUAGCCCAGCGGCACGGGCAGAACCGCAUGGACAUUCACAACCUCGCCACUGUGUUUGGGCCAAAUUGCUUUCAUGUAUCAUCUGGGCUGGAAGGCAUGAAGGAACAGGAGCUCUGCAACAAGAUAAUGGCUAAAAUCUUAGAAAAUUAUAGCACCCUGUUUGAAGGAGACGAUUCAGAAAAUGACAACCAGAGAUGUGAAACCCUGACCAGGCUUAUCCUGGUAAAGGAAGCCAGUCAUAUGAAGUCCUUACCCAUGUUUCUGACAAAAGACAUAAAAAGAGACAUUCAGAAACCAUCUCCAAAAACCAAGGUGAGUUAUGUCUGCUCUUUAGGCUACAUCUCUUACAGAGGAAGGAGAACCAGAGCAUUACUCUGGCACAUGUGUUCUCAGGGAUUGAACUCAGAAUCUGACAGGGUCGCAGUCUCUGACCCUCAGUCUAAUGUGACCUUCUCUUUGCUUCUUUCCCACAGUGCUCAUGUGUCCCAAGUCGGUGGUGUUUCCACAACUGAAGAACUCUUGGAAAGAACCAUCCGGUCAGCAGUAGAGCAGCACCUCUUUGAGGUGACCAGCCCUGGAAACCAAAAUCCAGAAACCUUGGAAUCUGGACCUUCGCAGGCUUCUUCCACCAUCUCAGCCAGGCAGCGGCGGCGCCAGGCCAGGGAGCAGGAAGAAUCUCGGCAAGAAAGAGAUGUAGGACUUAUCAACAAAGAAAAUAUUCCUUCUGGAUUCAACAGCCUUGAUGAUUGCAUUCUGAAUGCUCAGGAAGUGGAAAGAUUACAUGAAACUUCUGGUUAUAUCGGAGAAACGGAGAAACCUACACGUCAAAAGUCUGGUUCCAAGCUUUCUGAGCUUAGUGAUAGUCAAGAGAGGCUAGUGAAUGUGGGAACUCUUGCUUCAGUACCAUCUCAAGAGAGCCCUGGACCUGAUGAUGUUGAACUGAUGUCCGAUAAAAGCAAAGAAGCUAACAGCAGCGGAGACCACACCCAGCAUUCUGAGGGUAAACUGCAGCCACAUGAAGAAUUCCCUUUAGAUUUUCCACUAAGUAAAAUUAAACAAGAAGCCAAAUCAGUCCCGAAGGGGCAGAAGAGACCCGCCGGGCCGCAGCCAAGCAACCGCGCGGCACUGUGCCGAGGCGGCGCCCUCCUCCUGCAGGCAGCGAGCUCCCUCCCUCCUCGCCGCCAAUCACAGCAGCCAGGGGGCUCGGCCGCCCGCGGGAAUCUUCCUGCGCGGGCCCUUCCGGCCGCAGGGAGCCCGGGCCCGCGCGCAGAUGGCUGCUCGCCCCCCCGCGCAGCCGGCGCGGCUCCGGGCUCCCGGGCCGGGCUCACCCGAGAGCUGCGGGGCGGGGAAGGCUGCGGCCGCAAGGGAGGGCGCUGCUGCGGGCGCGCUGCUCUGCCCAGCCCUAGCUCCUGGCCCAUUGUGCUGUCCUUGCAGACCCCCGGCAUGAAGAUCCAGGAGCACCCCGCCAUGAAGAUCCAGGAGCACCCGGGCAUCGCCGACGCCAAGCUGCAGAAGACGCCGGAGGCCGCCGAGCCGCCCGAGGGCUGCGCGCCCCCAGAAGCGCCGCCGCUGGAGCUGAGCGCCCUGUGCGCCGACAGUGGCUGGGAAGACCCCUCCCCAGCAUGCAGCUCCUGGCAACAGGAGCAGGUAGACCCUGCAGAGGCCCCGAGGGCCGACCUGCUGAUCCGCCAGCUCCGGGAUGAGGACAGCGACCCCAUGCUCUCACCUCGCUUCUAUGCCUAUGGGCAGAGCCGACAGUACCUGGAUGACACGGAGGUGCCCCCCUCACCCCCCAACUCCCAUUCUUUCAUGAGGCGUCGGAGUUCCUCCCUGGGGUCCUAUGAUGAUGAGCAGGAGGACCUGACUCCCGCCCAGCUCACCCGUAGAAUCCAGAGCCUUAAAAAGAAGAUCCGGAAGUUUGAAGACAGAUUUGAAGAGGAGCGAAAGUACCGGCCUUCCCACAGUGACAAGGCAGCCAAUCCAGAGGUUCUGAAAUGGACAAAUGACCUUGCCAAAUUCCGGAAACAACUGAAAGAGUCAAAACUAAAGAUAUCUGAAGAGGACGUGACACCCAUGAUGCGACAGCGAAGCAACACGCUCCCCAAGAGCUUCGGCUCCCAACUUGAGAAGGAAGAGGAAAAGAAGCAAGAGCUGGUAGAUAAAGCACUAGGGCCUAGCGUUGAAGCCACACUGGAAUCUAUCCAGAGGAAGCUCCAGGAGAAACGGACAGAAGCCAGCCGCCCUGAGGACAUUAAGGAUAUGACCAAAGACCAGAUUGCCAAUGAGAAAGUGGCCCUGCAGAAAGCUCUCUUAUACUAUGAAAGCAUCCACGGUCGGCCGGUGACCAAGAAUGAGCGCCAGGUGAUGAAGCCACUGUAUGACAGGUACCGGCUGGUCAAACAGAUCCUGUCCCGAGCCAACGCCAUCCCCAUCAUCGGGUCCCCCUCCACCAAGCGGAGGAGUCCUUUGCUGCAGCCAAUUAUCGAGGGCGAGACUGCGUCCUUCUUCAAGGAGAUCAAGGAAGAAGACCAGGGCUCAGAAGAUGACAGCAGCACAAAGCCAGACUUGACAGUCACCCUGAAAACUGAUUUCACUGCACGCUGCUUUCUGGACCAAUUCGAAGAUGACACUGAUGGCUUUAUUUCCCCGAUGGAUGACAAAAUGCCAUCCAAAGGCAGCCAGGACACUGGGCUUUCAAAUCUCCAUGCAGCUUCCAUCCCAGAACUCUUGGAGCACCUUCAGGAAAUGAGAGAAGAGAAGAAAAGGAUUCGCAAGAAGCUGCGUGACUUUGAAGACAGUUUCUUCCGACAGCAUGGAAGAAACGUCCAGAAGGAGGAGCGCACCCCCAUGGCCGAGGAAUACACCGAGUACAAGCACAUCAAGGCGAAGUUGAGGCUCCUGGAGGUGCUUAUCAGCAAGAGGGAUGCUGAUUCCAAGGCCAUGUGAAGCCACCACUCCUGCUGGACCUCCAGGCCUUAGGGACUGACCUCAGUUUCCCUUCUGGCCUUUCUUGCACCCACAUGGAAGAAGGCCGCAUGGCCGAUGCAGGGACCUCGACCCACCCAAGGUGCAGGCGUACACCUACGUUCACCAUGAGGAGGCCCUGAGCACCUGCCGAUACCGGUCCAUCCCCGGGACUGGCUAUCUGAGGCCUCGCUCCAGCCGGCCAACCUUGAUAAAACCCAGCUCAGGACUCCGCUCUGCUUUGCACCCAGCCUGGCGGGACAUGCAUCAGGGCCCUCGUGGCUGCCUUGACCAUUCAUUCCCCUGACUGUCCCUCCACAGAGCUGUACCCUUCCUUCCCGACACAUGUGAACCCCUUCCCCCAUCUGCUCUCAGGUAGAUGAAUGCCACACUCCCCCCCUGAGUGGCGACACAGACAUCUGAUUAUCAGAGUUUCUUGGGGACUUUUUUCUCUGACACUAUAGGGCUGGGCCAUCCACAGUGGACAGAGGGAAUGUAGCAGGAACUCUUUGACUGUUGAUUUAUGAUGUCUUAAUCAGGUACCAGCCAGGUAAAGAGCCUGGAGAAUUCUCUCCUGAAUGUUGGCCUCAGAGCCUGCCUCAGACACUAAGCAAGGCCACCAGCCUGGGGGGAGAUGUCUGGGACUGACUUUACAGGGUCUUCCUUCUUUCUUAAGUGCAGAGGAUCAUGGGAGAAACAGAGAGCCUGUGUUCCCAGCCUCCUCAGUGCUUCCCAGAGUUUAAGUUGUUAAUUUUUUUUUAACUGAACCUGCACUAAAAUCCUCUAAUCAAAGGGUAAACAGAGCCCUUGGAGCUCAGCCCAGGACAGAAUCUAAAUCACACUAUUUUCAAAAUCAUGCAUAAGGAUGGAACAAAAAGGCCCGGUGUGUGGGUAAUCAAGGUCAUGAUUAUUUCAGAGACUAUCUCAAAGCUGUCUAUAUUAGACAUUCGGGAUGGACCAGGGAAGUGAGGACACUGAUCAGCCAUCUCUUCAGUGUGGUGACAUUGCUUUGCAAUCAGCUUUUACUUCUUAUUUUUCUUCGACACUUCCACUGCUUCGGGCUGCCAUUUUAUUUUUUUCAGAGCAAGAGGGAGAGAGGAAAAGACACCACAUCACCAAAGCUUCCUCCAGGGUGGUGGGGGGCUAGACUUGAGCCUGGCUCACAGGUGGCAAAGUAGGCACUCUCCCAGCUAAGCUGUCUUGUCCCUAAUGGCUCUUCUGCAUCUACACUCAGGGGCUGUUGAGCCUGUCCACCAGAUGCCUUGGAAAGAGGGCAGGAUGAGCAGAAUCAUGGGACACUGAGUAGAAUGCCCGAGAGUUCCCUACCUAUAGGCAGGUAUCCAUGUGUUGGGCUGCCUCCCAGGAGAACAGAGAGCCUAGGAAGCUUACGCCCUGAUGACCAGCUGUCAGUUUCAGAAACAAGCCUUGAGGAACUAGUCGGCCUACACAUACAGCCAGGUCACCCACCCAUCACGGAUAGGACACGACAGCUCUCUGUCAGUUGACAUCACCCACGUGUGUUGGGGUAGGGGAGAAGAAAUAAUAACCUUUCAGUUUAAUCAUCCGGGUAAUGGUACAGAAGUGUGAGCUGUUAGUGGGAGGUGCGCUGGUCUAAUCCGCACACCUCAAGGCAGUACAUAAUCCUGCACACGUCAGUGUCUGUGAAAAACCUGGCUUGGUCUUCCUUGCUCACCUGUUUACAUUGCAUAUCGUUCUAAUCUCGAGGAGUAAUAUUAUAAAUAAAAUGAUGCACUUUAGGACCAUUUUCUCUUUUUGAAAUCUGAGCAGGAAUCACCCACAUGACCAAAAAAAAUGUAUUUUCUAAACAAAAUACAUGUGUCGUCUGUCCUUUUAAGUAAUUCUCUUUAAAUAAGCUAGAGCGUAAAUCGGAUCAUUACUAGUGAACUUUAAAAGCACACCGGUCUAAGAGUAUUGUUUUGAAAAUGCUCAUAUGCUAUGGAAUUAAAGAACAAAAGAAAAAAGCUAUACAAAUGAGAAGCUACUAAAUGUUGGAAAUCUCUUGUGCUGCCAAAGGUAAAUUAAAGCAAACAGACUUAUUCAGGACCCCUCAGAUUUUUAUGAUUAAAUAAAACACGUUAUGGUAAAAAAAAUAUAUAUAUAUAUAUAUA